CGCAUUCACUGCUGCUCCCUGCGACGCGCUGAGUGCGGAGCGACGAGACGCGCUGCAUACCAACAGAGACAUACGGGAGCAGGCUAAUUAAGCUCAAGCGGCGACUGGUCAGGACGCGCAGACCCCAUCCUGUUCUCCGAGAACCAACAAAAAAGCAUAUUUCUGUCAAGUCAUUGGACAGUUUAUAUUUUAUCAUUUCUUCACAUGCAUUUUCUAAAAUAUUUUCCUUCAAGGCACUGAGAGCCAAACUAAGUGUCUGGGAUAUUUGUUUUGUUUUUUUCCCCUGGUUGACAGAGUCUACACAGGAGAAGACAAACAGCCCUCUUCGCCUAUCUCUCUCUCCGACGCGGGUCAUCAAAAGGAAAAGUCCAGUGGAUAAGACUUAUGUUUUUUUUUGUCCAGUCACAUGUAGAAGUGUUGGACUAUUGCUGUUGACAUUCAUCCACUGGGUCGGUUUUUUAUACACAGAUUCCCCGCAACGCCGCGAUAAAGGAGGAAUACCAAGGCAUUUGGCUGCAAAAACAAGCAGAAAAUCAAUCAGAACUCCAUCAUGGGCUGCCCCCUCUUGCGGAACGCGUUUGCUGGUUUGAUCCUGGUACUGCUGUCGAAAGCGUCCAGUGUGCACGGAGCAGAAUUCGGACACCUGCCGGACAACAUUACAGUGUUGGAAGGAGAAAGCGUCACUUUGAGAUGUCGGAUCGACGAGGAGGUGACCCAUAAGGCCUGGCUGAACCGCUCUAACAUCCUCUUCACGGGGACAGACAAGUGGUCACUGGACAAGCGUGUGACACUGGCCAACAGUAACAACAGUGACUUCUCCAUCCACAUCGACAAGGUGCAAGUUACUGACGAGGGGCCUUACACUUGCACCUUCCAGGCCAAUAACAAGCCCCGUGUCGCCCACGUCUACCUCAUUGUCCAAGUGCCGGCCAGAAUCGUCAACAUCUCAAAAAACGUGUCGGUGAACGAAGGAGAGAAUGUAAACCUCUACUGUCUUGCAGUGGGUCGGCCUGAGCCCACUGUCACCUGGAAAGACCAGAAAUAUGGGUUGGUAAGUGACGGGGAGUUCCUAGACAUCACAGAGAUCAAGAGGCAGCAGGCCGAGGACUACGAAUGCAUCACCAACAAUGGAGUGGCUCCACCCGAUCAGCGCAAGGUCAGGGUCACGGUCAACUACCCUCCCAUGAUCACAGACAUGAAGAACAUGCCAGCCCAUUUGGGUAAGACGGCAAUCUUGCGCUGCGAAGCCAUGGCAGUCCCACCAGCCUCCUUUGAGUGGUACAGAGAUGACCACAGGCCGGUAGAGAGUGACAACACCCUGAGGAUCAAAAACGAGAAGACGCGCUCGCUGUUGCUGUUCACCAAUGUGACAGAGAAACACUUUGGCAACUACACCUGCUUUGCCGCAAACCGUCUAGGGGCUUCCAACGCCAGCAUGCUGCUGUUUCGGCCAGGGGCCAUACAAGGGCGAGGGACUGGUUUACAUGCAGGGAUGAGUGUCGCCGUGAGUGUUUGGGUUUCCCUCUCUGCUGUUCUUCUGCUGAAGGUGUAAAGAUUGAGCUCCACCUGGAAUUGUCCCUAAACGUCCUUGAAAGCCCCCCACCCCCUCUUCCUCCCUCUCCCCCCCUCUACGGAAGGAAGAAGGAAAUUAAAUUCUUUAAUUACGAACCCAUCACUGUGAACAAAAAGAAUAUGCAUUAUUCCAGGAGCCAUUGAAUCAUUGCAUCAAACACAUGACCACAUUAACCACCGACCCCCCCCCCCCCUCCCAAAACCCCUUCACCCUCAAUUCAAUAUGAGGUCAAACCAUUGUCAUCAUCUCACAUACACACUGUGUCUCUCUCUCAGAAUGCCUUGCAGAUUUGUCUGACUUGGUACUUCCCUCCUCAUCUUGUUUCCCCCCUCAUUAUUACCACUGGCCUGAUGAUAGAGAGUGUAUAUUAACUGAUUAUUGUGUCAGUGAUCAAUGAGAAAAUAGAUAAUCUAACAAGUGGACGAUCAUUAAUGUAAUAUACUACAUAGACUAAUGACUGACCUACAAUGUUUGCCUUAUGGAAAUGAUACAUAAAAUCUCAAUAUUAUGGUGGAUAUUUAUGGAAAUUAUAGUUAUAAUGUGGUACUGACGGUCGCAUGACCUUUUGAAAAUUGUCCAAUUGGUGGCCAUGUGAAGUGUCAUCCUCUGAUCACACCUACACACACACACACACACACACACACACACACACAAACAGACAUGUAUGGCUUUUUGAUUUUAACUGUUGAGCAGUGAAGCUGCUAUGAAUGAUGUCAAAAUGUAUUUAAAACAAAAGGGUGGGUGGUGACGGCGUCGGUCUUAACUACCCCUUUAUGUAAUUUGGGGGGUUUAUUACCAAGGUUUCGCAUGUAGACCCCCUCACUACCCAAACCUUUUUAGCCCCCUGCCCCGUCCCCUCUGUUCAAUGUGCUCUGUCUAGUCGCCCUUUGCAUCGCUAUAGUGUUCUCUGCUCCGUGUCACCCCUCUCCUCCAUCCGUCUUCCUCCCCAGUGUAAAUAUAUGCAGUACAGAGGCCACGCUGGCAACCUCAAGUUGCCUGGCGCUGAACAACUUCUCCCAUCAGCCUCAAAUACGCUCCAGUUUUCUGAAGCAGCACAAGACUUUCCAGUGACAACAAUAUCUUCUGUUUCGAAGCUGCGACUCCAUCCUCUUCGUCGCUUGUUGAUAGCAUGUACCGGUUAGAAAUGUUCCUGUUGUGAGUCCAUACUCCCUUCACUCACUCUCUCUCUCUCUCUCUCUCUCUCUCUCUCUCUCUCUCUCCCUCCCUCCCUGCACUGUGUCUGUUUUACUCUGCAAGGUUACCUGCUUUUACUUUUUUGGUGUUAAUAAUAGUACAGAUGAUGAUGAUGUUAAUAAGUAUUUGAAUAACUUCAUGUGAGAAAAAAAAAGAACAAAAUCUGAUGGUAAUGAGCCGUGCGUGGGAAAAAUGUUUUUUGUACUUUCUGAGAAAUCACACACAUUGAACGACUACAAUGAAGAAAAAAAAACACAUGUAAAGUUUUCGAAGUGAUGUGCUCUAUUUUGCCAUGACAAGCUUUUUAAAAACACAUUUGAAACAGUGUGAGGGAUUAUGUCAUCCAAGUCCAGAAGCAGUGAAUGAUGAUGUAAUUUAUCAUUUGUAACAGUUUGCGUAUUGGACUCUUUUUUUGUCAUGCUGUUAACUGCAUCACACACACACAUUUACAGCAUAUUUGUCCACUUAUCAUAGUGUGUCUUUCUCCGAGCAGCUAGAUAAAUGAUUUGGAUCCAUGUCAGUCUGGGAUCGUGGCUGUAAGUCGGUUCUUGUUCGUCCAGACCACAGGGAGAUAAAGAUGUAAUUAGCCAUUACCUGUGGCUGGCUAAGUGAAGGAGCCUGGGCUCCACCUGUCCCUCCUGCCAGCCAGUGAUGGCCCCCAUAAAUCAAGCUCAAUCCUGCCACUGACAGGAUUCCUCUUCAAGGACAACCUCGCCUUGGUGCACCGGUCCUCCCUCCAAUGUACCUGUGACAUGCAGGCAUGGGCACUACAAAACCCCCAUGGCACAAUUAUCCAUCCACUACCCCCGCACAGCACAAACAGUGGGAGGUAAGCCCAUUUUUCAACAUAGUGGCACUCGUUUCUCCACUGAAACACUGUUCCACUCACAUGCAGCGACUAUAUGCAAAUUUGCCAUAAUGAGCCUGCACGCAGAGAUGAGUUUACCCCGGCUGAACCCUGACUACUGCGACCUUAAAGGGGAAUUACUCAGUAUUGAAUCAGUUGUCUGAAUGUGUUUUUUUGAUUUUGUUUCAAACCAGCAAUAACCCCUACUGUGCAAGAGGUAUCAAAUAUGGUUAAAGCUGUGGUGUAAUAUCUGAAAAGAUUACAUUAACAAGUUAUAUCAAAUAAGUCUGUUGUUGUACUUUUACGGUGUACAGUACUCUGAAAUGAUUGUGAAGCUCUGUUUAAAUGGCCCUUAAUCUAAAACACUACGUGUUGUACUCAAAAAGUCUUGCCCUCUGCGAUGUAGUCGGGUUGUCUGUGUGACAGAACACACUGUUUGUGCAUGUAUCUUGUUCCAAAAAUAAUGACGGAUACCAUUUCAAGCACAAGAGCAGGUCGUUUUUUUUCUGUCUCAGUCACUUUUACGUCUCAGUAUCUCGGUCUUUCAUGCUGUAUUUUAUUUUCACUUUUUCUGUUUCCCACUCAAAUACUGUACACUGUUCCAUUUCAACGUCCCACUGGGUGUGUCAGUGGCAUAUAACAUAUGUAUGUACAUAAUCUGUCCUUGAUGAUGAAAAAAAAACAAAAAAUAGAAGAUGAAAAAACACGGACAAAAAAUAACACUGUCAUGUUUCUCAAUGUGGGUUUGAAAAAAGCACGUCAAUGUUCGUGUAUGGGUGGAUUUUGAAAAAAAAAAAAGAAACAAGCAAACAUUGUAUGUUGUGUUCAGGUUUAUGGGGAAAGGGUCCAGGGGAAGGGGAAUUCGGGCAACUUGACUUGAAAUCGUGGAGUAGUAAUAAACAGUAUGUGGGCAUUUGUACAAACAAGCAGCAAAAGAACAUGUUUUCAUGAGUCAUGAUGUAUGUAGAUGAAUCACACUUCUGGUGUGAGUGAGGAGAACUGGAGAGGGUGUGGGCAAGGAGGCAGCAGAUCCCCUGGGUGCACAUCUUGAGGGUAGAAGAGGAUGCUGUUGAGAGAGCACCCGGUCCGACAGGCCUGUGGGAGGAAACCCUGACAAUGCAAAUCCAAAAGCUGAGAGCCAGGGGGAGAUGGGAUGACACUCACCAGACUGUGAACCCUCCAGUUAGGGGAAGAAGACAGACAGGCGCUCAUAUUGCAUUUCCAAACUUGAGCGCUGUGGUCCUUCCCAGGGGAAGGUGUACCACACACUAUUUAUGGUUGCACUAUGUAAUAUGAAUAGCAUUAACAUAGCCUUGAUCACAAACACAGUCUGGCCUACUUCAAGAGUAUAAAUAACAUCCCAACUGGGGAUCAAUGAGUUUACAGUGAUAUAAACAAGACGUUUGCUCAGCCUCUAAUUACAUUCGGUGCACCCUGAUGAGAAAGUGUUGAUUGGCUCCUGCAGCUGAAGGUUAUGAUCUGUUUACAGAAUCUUUGUUAAUAAGGUGCCAUGAAGCUGUUGUUUUAAGCUCCCAAAACUAGCUCGUAGUGCCAGUUUACAGUGUAUAGCGUUGUUUUGCACUUUAAUAGCUGUACAUUUGUUUAUGGUAAAAUUUAAUUAAUGGGUUUACACAGGUGGAAAAGGAGGUGAAUGUAUAUAGUUGUAAAUUAUUAGCACUUUUUGUUUUUGUUACCACAUCUGUGUAGUAUUUCGACAUGGAUUUUAGGAAUAGGGCUGAAAAACAGUUUUGGAGCACUGUGCUUUUUCUGAGAGGAGUCAGGUAAUUAAGCUUUGGAUGUAAGGACAGAGGCGCACGUCGUUCUUGAACUGUCGCAGUGAUAUAGUAAAAUAAUUAUGGUGCUUCAAAGUAAAGACUGUAUAAUAGCAAAAGAAGCGUAGGCCAAGAGAAUGUUUGAAUGUACUGCUUUUUUAAUUUCGUAUGUGGCAGGCUCAUGCUGUAGCUUUUCCUACAACACUCUCCCUACAUAGAACAGAUCCCGGACCGACUUUCAAUUCAGAAUGCAAUGGUUAAUCAAUACAUUCGACCGAAUGGCUUUGGAAUAGAGCAAUUUCUCCCCGGCCUGCCUUACCAGGUCCCCAGAAGCUAAAUUGAUCAAGUGUCUAUAGACCAGCCUUAGAACAGAGAGCAUAAUUCAUCUUGCCUGAUACAAGACACCCCUAAUUGCGCAUCGAUUUUAAACCCUUCUCUGAAACUAUUUGGGCAAGCUGUAAUGUCAGCUCAGUAAACUAUGUGUUCAGAGCUACGGUUCAGAUCCAGGGAAUGAAGAAUUAAUCAUUUGUUUUUCUUUUUAAGUCAAGCCAUGCUGGUGUUUGUUUUGCUACAUAAUAUAUUGUUAACCGUACAUGCUCCCUGGGCUUUUACACUAUGUGCAAUUUAGUGGGUGCUGUAAAGUUACAUUAUAUUUUAUUAGCAAUGACAGAGAUGUAACCCGGAUUAUUUCACAACUGCCAGUGUCAGCAGCUAUCGACACUGUGUAUCUAGAGGCUUAUGUCUGGAUGUAAAACACACAAAGAUAAAUAUGUGAGCGCACAAUUCAAUUGUACAAAAUUAUAUUUAACAGAUUAUAAUUAUAUAACGAGAAAUUGCAAACGUUGCGGCACAAGAGUGAGUAUACCAAAAGGCUACGCUACGCAUAGUGACAAUUAUAUAUGAAUGAUUAUCGAUGCUCUAAAUCCCCUGCUCACGUCCUUUACAGCAAAGCAUGCCUAAUUCCCAUGUAUUAUCUUAAUUAUCCACUGUUUACCAACUAUCUACAGGCUCAUUCAGUUCUCAUGGGCAAAGUCCAUGUUGCAAGUCUAUUAAAGCUCAGUACCUUUCCAUUACGGCAGCUAAUGAGUGCAUUAGAAUACAACAUGCUAGACGGGUUUGAGAUGAGGAAAGUCUCCAUAACAGUGAGCAUGAGCACACGUCAGGUGUUUGAAAUGGCAUCAGAUUCGUUCAUUAAAAAUCCCCAUGACAGUUGCAGGGUGUAGGUCUAGAUUAGGAUUAGUGUUCAAUAUUUGCUGUAGGUAGAUAGAUAGAUAGAUAGAUAGAUAGAUAGAUAGACAGAUAGAUAGAUAGAUAGAUAGAUAGACAGAUAGACAGAUAGACAGAUAGACAGAUAGAUAGAUAGAUAGAUAGAUAGAUAGAUAGAUAGAUAGAUAUGCUGUGUUUAGUGUUAGUAAUUAGCUGAGAGUAGUUAAAUAGAUUCCUUAUACAUAUCAUUCAGUUCAGGUGUUCUGUAUAUAUUUUAAACCUCAGCUUGCAGCAAAGAUGGUGGGCCACAGAGACGCCAGCCUUGCCCUCCUUCUCACUGCGACCACAGAUGGCGUCUUGUCAAUCACUCACCUUUCUAAGAACAGGAGGCUAAUUAACACUGUGCUGCACUCCACCAGUUGAGCAACAGCAACGCUCGCAUGGACCCGGCAGGCAACACAAUGGAGGCAUCUCGCCCACCAUGUCUCCCCUAGUCAUUAAGUCGCCCACCUCACAUCUUCAACAUUGAAAGAGUCCCAUUACUUGGCCUGUCUGAAUCACCAGCCUACGCCUGGCAUUUUCCUCGUCAAUCAACCGAGGGGUAAAUAUUGGUUGUGGUGCUGAGAACUGACAGGGGGAACUUGGAUUUCAGCACCAACUGGUGUUUUUGUGCUGAUUUAUAUUGCAGUUAUGAGAUGGUAGGGCUGUGGUAAAGUCGGCGAUACGGGCUACAAGUGUUUUAUUACCGGGUAAGGUGCGCUGGAGGCUGAGAUACAUGACAGGAUGUAUGAUAGGGGCUGGGCAUGUGCUGUGUGUCUCAAGAGGGCAAAAACAGUGAACAGACUGCAGGAACCCUCACUGCAGAGUAAUGGAAAAUGUCUCAUUUGGUAACUAAUAACAAAAUUUACCAGAAGAGAACCCACCGUGUAUAAUUGAGGGAAUGAGUUUAGGUUAGUGUUGAAUGUUGGAACCAUCUCUCUCUCUCUCUCUCUCUCUCUCUCUCUCUCUCUCUCUCUCUCUCUCUCUCUCCCUCUCUCUCUUUCUCCUCUCCUUUUCUAAUUUUUAUUUUGCUCUGUCUCCCUCUACACACACACCCACACGCACGCAAGCAUGGACCCACGCACAAUGAGAUUUAGUUUCCUUUAUUCUUCCUGUCCUGUUUCUUUUUGUGUGGAGAUAACCUGUAAAAGUUCUGCCCUCCCACCCCUCAGUAAUCUAGGUUUGUGACACUUACCCCACUCUGACAUUGCUAAUAUAAAUGAUGUGUUAUUAUGUAUAUAUGUGUGUGUGUGUGUGUGCGUGUGUGUGUGUGUGUGUGUGUGUGUGUGUGUGUGUGUGUGUGUGUGUGUGUGUGUGUGUGUGAGUAAAUGUGUGUACCUUUGCAUCUGUGCGUAUGUGCGAGUGUGUAUAGACCUCCACAAUGAGCAUGAGUAAUUCAAGAGACUUCACAUGCAAGCAUCUUUGUGUGCGUGCGUGCGUGCGUGCGUGCGUGCGUGCGUGCGUGAGUGCGUGCGUGCGUGUAUUCUCUGAGGCACGUUUGGUUCAUUCAUAACACAGACCUGAAUUACAGCCAUUUGUUACAUUUAUCAAGGUUUCAUCAACAUAAACACAGAAAAAUAUAGAG
Messenger RNA from Sander lucioperca (pikeperch), 8216 nucleotides. It is a transcript of the gene iglon5, whose product is annotated as IgLON family member 5. Lineage: Eukaryota; Metazoa; Chordata; Actinopteri; Perciformes; Percidae. The record is from RefSeq and is a predicted model, not a curated record. The transcript is spliced from 8 exons. Gene Ontology annotation, cellular component: neuron projection. The coding region runs from base 551 to 1552 and encodes 333 amino acids.